Molecule: messenger RNA, 1559 nt
Organism: Dioscorea cayenensis subsp. rotundata (Guinea yam)
Lineage: Eukaryota; Viridiplantae; Streptophyta; Magnoliopsida; Dioscoreales; Dioscoreaceae
Exons: 11
Coding region: 99-1244 (381 amino acids)
Cellular component (GO): endomembrane system
Source: RefSeq, a predicted model, not a curated record
UUCCCCAAAAAAUUAUUCAUUCGUGUCUUGGUCUCGAGGCUCAUCUUCUUCGUUGAGGACCCAUCGGAAGCCCUAGAUUCUCAGAGAAAUCUCCGGCGAUGGAUGUUCGUACUAUUCUCAAUGUUAGCUUGGUGAUCUUGGCUUCAAUCAUCUGUCUGGAAGCUAGGGUUGCCAGCAGCCGAUCGGUCGUCUUCUUCGAUGGUUCUCAGCAUAGAUACAUCCGGAGCAAUCCAUCUGAUGGAGAACGGAAGAUGAGCUCAAUUUCAGCACAGGAGGUUGCUGCAACUGUAUCAGUUUUACUUGGGUUUGCACCAUCUCCCUUGCUCGAUGCUAAAUCUUCAUCUAAAUUAAAUGAGAUCCUCCUGCCAAGUCCAUUUGACAGGCCCCGUGCUGUUUUUGCAAUGGAAGUCAGAGGAACUGAGGAUAGUCUGUUGUCAACUGACCACUUAAACUCCCUUUCGGGCAAUACUUUAAGUACCGAGGUUCAUGGCUCAAGUAUAGCUGCAAUAGAACUCCCUGGUGAUGCUGAGAUUUCUGUUGUUCCUUUAGAUGAAUCUAUAAGUGUUGAUUGUGAUGCUUCAUGUCUUGGUAAAGAAUUCCACAUCCUUGUAAGUAUGCUCCACGUGCUCAGUGGUUUGGGUGGAUCAUUUGUUGGUUCUGCAGAGUCAUUUGAUGGAGAGUUAAAAGUUCCUUUGGCUAGUGGCGCAACUUUGAGCCUGCAACUCACUAAGAAAGCAGAUCUAAAAUUUGUAUUAAGUGUUGCUUCCCUAGUUCGAAACAUAAAAAAUGCAGUAAAGAUUCAUGAAGACAUUUCUCAAAGCAGUGUGAACCCUGCAGAGUUGUUGUUUGGCCGUUUCAUGGGCAUUGAGGCUUUGAAAGAGGAAUAUGGUCCAGGCAAUGUGGUUGACCAAGGAGUAGAGCUUCUCCAGACAAUACUUAUCAAGCUGUUUGAUUUAUUACAAAAAUCUUAUGGAGGGAAAAUAGCUGGGGUUAUUUUAUGCGACAAAGAAACUUAUCCUGACUCAAAAGCAAUGUUGGAACUGUCAUUCUCCCCUAGGACUUCACGAUUGUUGGAGGAAGACAGCCUUGAUGUGUCAAAGAGGGAGGUCUUACUAGUUAGGCGGAGUUUGGCUUGGAUAACUGGGGUUAUUCUCCUCGUUUCAACUUUUAUUGGGAUCUACCUUCUUCUUAAUAUGCCACUCACAAGAGAUACCCUACUUUAUUCCAAUGUCAAGCUUGAUUGAUUCCUUCUAUGCAAGAGCUCUGAUGAUACAAGAUGUUAAUGCCUAUGAUACUAUCGGCCUGGCUUCUUCAGAUUAAACUAUUUGUUUUUAUAUUGUAGAUUUCGCUCCUGUUAGCCAAUUUCUAUUUCCACUACUGGCUUGUGGAGUUCUUUUGUGCAUGAUUGCCUACUACUGUAUGCAUGGCGAGCGCUUACUAUUUCAUCGGUUUUUAAAAGAAAAUAAGAUACAUUUUAUGUAGAAAUUACCGAAGCUGCAAGAAAUUUUUGUGAACAUGUUGACCGUCAAGGAAAACCGAAAAUGUUCGUGUUUCAUGGA